GUGGCCUUGUGCUUCUUGUUCGUUCAAAGGACUCCCAAUGAAGCAAAUGGAGCUCGAGAUCUAACGAAAUUUGGAUGCUUGGAUUGCGAAAUCGAAAACCCUAGUUGAGAUCUCUCUUUUCCUUUCCGGAUUUUGAUCGCGGAAUCAGAAAGAGAGAGAGAGAGAGAGAGAGAGAGGGAGGGAUGGACAAGUCGAGUGCUUUAGAGUAUAUCAACCAGAUGUUCCCAACUGAAGCAUCUUUAUCUGGUGUGGAGCCACUAAUGCAAAAGAUACACAGUGAGAUUCGUCGUGUGGAUGCAGGGAUAUUGGCAGCUGUUCGCCAACAGAGUAAUUCAGGGACAAAAGCAAAGGAAGAUCUUACUGCUGCAACACAUGCUGUUCAGGAAUUGAUGUACAAGAUACGCGAAAUCAAAUCAAAAGCUGAACAAAGUGAAGCAAUGGUUCAGGAAAUUUGCCGGGACAUCAAGAAAUUGGAUUUUGCAAAGAAGCAUAUAACAACUACAAUUACUGCUCUUCAUCAUCUUACCAUGCUAGUCUCAGCUGUUGAGCAACUGCAAGUAAUGGCUUCAAGCCAGUAUAAGGAGGCUGCUGCUCAGUUGGAGGCAGUAAACCAGUUAUGUAGUCAUUUUGAAGCUUAUAGGGAUGUGCCAAAGAUAAAUGAACUCCGAGAGAAGUUUAAGAACAUCAAGAAGAUACUCAAGUCUCAUGUGUUUUCAGAUUUUUCAAGGAAAUGGAAUAGCUGAGACUUCUUCAAGAGAAACAUAGGCAAUGAACUAGACUGUGGUCAAGGCUGAGAGCUUUUCAAGCAAUUAGAAUAAGGUUCUUUCAUGUUCAUUAAUUGCAUCCCCCAUGAUUCACACGAAUAAAAGACCAUUUGAUUUUUCAUAGAUUUAUUAUACGAAUGCGAUUAUCAAGUGAUUGUAAUAGCUGCCUAUUUUCAAAUACUCGGUUGCCUUAUUCUUUUUACUGAGAUAAUCUUCAUAAUUUAUCCCUGUUUUUCUCAUUAAA
This is a messenger RNA of Dioscorea cayenensis subsp. rotundata (Guinea yam), 1008 nucleotides long. Its product is annotated as vacuolar protein sorting-associated protein 53 A-like. Gene Ontology annotation, cellular component: GARP complex. Gene Ontology annotation, biological process: retrograde transport, endosome to Golgi. Lineage: Eukaryota; Viridiplantae; Streptophyta; Magnoliopsida; Dioscoreales; Dioscoreaceae. The record is from RefSeq and is a predicted model, not a curated record.